Podarcis lilfordi (Lilford's wall lizard) is the source of this 40299-nucleotide messenger RNA. NCBI's taxonomy places the organism in Eukaryota, Metazoa, Chordata, Lepidosauria, Squamata, Lacertidae. The record is from the annotation of a GenBank genome assembly.
GCUCCUGCCCCAUCGGCCCCCGCCCCGAAAAGGCCUUCCUCGGAAGCGGAAGCGGUCCAGGGCGUUGUGGCUGCGCUCCCAGAAGGAGAGCCUGGGGCCGGAGUCCUGGUGCGAGCCGGGCGGCAGCCGCGAGCACGAAGACGACGGAGGCGGCGGCUGCUGCGGGUGCGGCCGGAAAGGUUCCUUGAGUCGGUAGCCGCCUCCUCCUCGGCCAUGGAGGUGCCCGAGCUCAGGGGGAGGCUGGUGGCGCAAGUGGGAGAAGCGGCGAGACGAGGAGAGGAGGAGGCUGUUCCGCAGGUCGGGAGGCGGCCUACGCCUGGCGUAAGGGCCCUUGGUGGUGGUGCCUCCGCCGCCAUCUCUACUGCUGGGCUCCGGAGGCCCGCUGUCGUUGUUGUCGUCGUCGCUGAUUUCCCCGUCCUCCAGCUCCCCUUCCUCUCGCGGAGAGAGGUCGCUCGAGGCCGCCGCCGCCGCCUUCCCCUCAGGCGCAGGAGCCGCCAUAAGGGGGUUUACUCAGCCGCUCACCGACGCGGCAGGGAGCGGCUUCGAACUGACGUGCACGCGAGCGAGCGCACCGUUCACUUUCGGUUCCUUGGCCGUGUGCCGCCGCGGCCCAGUCAGACCCCAAACUUGUACGCGAGACACCACCCUUUCCCCGUUUGCUGGCGCCUGCUCUCGCGAGAGCUCAGCUCCGGCUUCUCUCGCUCGCGCUCUCCCGCUCCCCCUCCCCACCGUCGCGCUUCUCUUUCCUCCGAGAAGGGGCAGCGAAAACAUCACAAAGGGGACGUCGAACGGCAUGAUGGGAGUUGUAGUCCUCCGCUAUGUGUCGGCAAUGGGCAGCGGUGGGGGUCGCCUGCCUGUUCAGCAGCAAGUUCUACACAGCAGAAUGAGAAAUAACGGUGCUUUUACAGUAGAAGUUUAAAGAGAAAGGGCUGGUUCUAGAAUUGUAUCCCCUCAGAGCGGCCGUUUCAGUGGACAGUGAGGCGACUCCUUUGGGGCGCAGCAGGGUCGUCACAAACGCCGCUCGUGACGCUUAGAGUGAAUCUAGGCCCCAAGCGACUCCGCUGCCGUAAGAUGUGGUAUCAGAUUCACAGAGGGUGAGGUUAUCGAUAGGGAACGAGGCAAAGAUGGCUCUAGGCUGCCUCCAAUAUCAGAGGCCCCUUUCCGUUGACCCGCUUUCGGAGAAUACUGAAGACGCGCCUCCUUUCCCUGACCUUUGACACCGUUUUUUUUUCGGGAUCCACCCUACUGUUACUUAACUGUUUUUUUUUAUUUUGAAAAAAAUUAAAUGGUUGCAGCCUGCCCUGGGAACUGCUGCUGAAGGCCAGGUAAUCAAACUUAAUCAUAAUAAUUAAAUAACAGAAAGAACACUAGGAGACAGCUGUUGUUGCCCUCAUCGCUUCAUGGUGGGGAAUCCCAUAAACAUCUGGCUCUCCACUGUGGGAAAUGGGAUUCCAGGCUACAAAGGCUUUGGUGUAAUCCAGUAGAUUUUUGUGUGUUUAGGAUAAAGCAAUCUAGAGAAAUGGUUGUCGUUCUCCAGUGAGGCGGCUACCAAUGAUGGUGGUGAUAAUAAUACUUUGUUAUUUAUCCCUCACCCAUCUGAAAAAGUUCUGAAGUUGUUAUUUUCAAGAGGCGUAUAAGGUCAUCUGGAAUAAUUAAAAAGCGUCAGCUGUCAAGCUACAAGACCUCAGUGUAGCUCAUACUACUUUUGUCGUUUUCCAAAUACACACACGAGUUUUGUGGCACUUUAGCAAAUAUUGUAUGGGGAAGGAUCCUCUGCUUCAGUCACUCGGCUAAGUGGCUUACAUGGCAGAAGCCCUUUGAUGCUACUGCUAUACGAGGUAGGCUGACACAACUGUGCAGAUACACCAAUGCAACGCCACUAUGUUGACACAACUCCAGUGCAGCAGCCACACAGUGUGGAGACAUUGGCAGGACAGGGAGGAGCAGACCUUGAACGUCUUGAAUGUGCCCUCAACAAUGGCAGAAUUUACACAGCCCAUAAUGCUGGUCUAAGGAAAAUUUCUUCCAUUCACUUUGGUAGAAACAGGAGGGGGAUCACUACCUACCCACAUUGCCUUGAUAGAUUAUAAGCAGGCUGGAUCCCUAGAUCCAAAGUGUAGGCUAAACAGGAGAGAGCCCCCAGCAGAGUUUAAAACCACAAAAUCACACAGUGCAGUGAAGCAUGAGGAAUAUAGGCUUUUAGACCUUUUGCUUCCCCUCUCUACCCCUCUCUCAAUGAACAGAACACACUGCUAAUAAGUUUAAAUACUUUACUUAACAACAAAGAUCAGAUUCAUGCGUUAUUCCAUGCAGCAGCAAGAACACAGGUAGAAAAUUAUUGUGUUACAAAAUACAGAAAAAAAUAUUUCUGAGCACGCGGUCUGGACUUGAAGCAGUCGAGUUUAAGUUGAGUGUACUAAAGAACAGGAGAUGGAAGAUGAGGCUGGUUGAGUGUCUCAUGCUUCACUGGACAACUUAAAGGUACAGCGUCAACAGGGCUGCCAUCAAGGGUCAGCAAGGUCAGGCACCUGCUGAGGAUUCACAGCCCAGCAAGGGGCCCUUUAACAAGAGCCCCCUGGAUCUGCUACAACAAAGUGGUAGCCUCACCAAGGGAGAAUGUCUUGCUAAAGUGCCCUCUGAAACCUGAAGUUGACAGUGAGCAUCAGUCUUAAGCUAGGGUAAUGUUUUGGAAACACUGCAAUGCUAUUCAUGCUCCAGAAACAGUACAUUCCACUGAACACAGUUUGACUUACUUUUGAGUAAACAUGCAUCCUAUGAGCUUGUAAUUUAAUUUCAUUUUCUAAGAAUUGUCCUUUUAAUCCUGGGAUAUGCAUAUAAAAAAUAAUUUUUAGAACUGAAACCUGCAGCGGAAUAUUUUUACUGUUCUCCUAAAAUGUACAAUUGGUAUCCUUUUGGUAUAUCAUUCUAGAUACUGAUUGGACUGUGGGAACCUGAUUAACGAUUUACUUUAUUUUGCAAAACACGAGGAACAAGUUUCUCCUUGUUUAAGGAGAAUGCUUAUGAGACAAAGAAGAACUUUUCAACUAGAGCAAUCCUAUGUCUGAAAGAAUGUCAUACCACAUACUGGACACUCUGCAGCAGAGAUGUCUAAAAUGUACCCAAAUCUUAUGUUAGCUCUCUUUUCCUUUGUUAUCAGUUAGUAUCAGUUUCUGCUUUACAUCAUUAUCUAAUAGAGAAAAGGAAAGUGUUUGCUCAGAGGAAAUAUUUGAAGUUAGUGACAAUUAAGUAGCAAGCUACUGUGUGCUUCCUGAAUUGGAUGUGUUUAGAUAAAGUGGCAAGGACCAUUUUAAAUUUCAGAAAAUCACAUACAGUACAGUAUGUAGUUCUAACCUGCUUAGUACAUUCCACUGAACUCACUGGGCCUUACAUCUGGAAAACCCUUCUUAGUUUAAUGCUGCAUGACUGUACUUAGAAGAGAGCUAAGUCGCAUUAAACCAGGCUGAUUUGCUGUUUCAGGCAAAACAGAAACCUAUGGCAAAUGUAUACCCUCCAACAUUUCUCCAAUGAAAAUAGGGACAUCCUAUUCAAUAAUAAUAAUAAUACUAAUAAUUUUUUUAUUUAUACCCCGCCCAUCUGACUGGGUUGCCCCAGCCUCUCUGGGCAGCUUCCAACAUAUAUAUUUUUUAUUUUUUAAAUUCCCUAUAGAGGGCUGCCUUCAGAUAUCUUCUAAAGGUUGUAUAGUUACUUAUUUCCUUGGCUCAGGGGUCGCAUAGAUCCAUACCCUCCAACGUUUCUCUGAUGAAAAUAGGGACAUCCUAAGGAAAAGUGGGACAUUCUGGGAUCAAAUCAGGAAACAGGACGGCUUCUGUAAAUCUGGGAGUGUCCCUGGAAAAUAGGGACCCUUGGAGGGUCUGCAACAAGGCAACCCAGGGAAGCUCCAGCAUGCUGAAGGAGGCAGAGGAGAAAAAAGGAAGCUGGAGAGGAGCAGGCCGUGGCGGAGGGGUGAAUGGAGGAAGAGGAGACAAGUACAGGAGGCAGUGAACGCCAUGCUCCUCAAGGCCUGGAUCUGCUACCCUUCCCAGCUGACCCCAGCCUGUUGCCUGAGGUGGUGACUGCCUCAUCUAGGCUCAUGAUGGGUUGGCCCUGCAUUAAACACAGUGGUGCUUACUUCUGAAUAAGCAUGUGUAGAAUCUGCCUUAUAAAUAUUAAGCGAACUGUGGUAUUGGUUGGCACCUUCCUGUAUUUCAUUGCUGAUAAAAGACACUGGGUGGGUGGAUCCCUGAGGUUGAAGGAGGAGAAUGCCUGCACAGGCAGGGCUUUGCUGUGAAGCUUGAGGCUUAAGCACGCCCUGACUUCUUGCAUUUCUCAGUGCUGUUCCGUCCCCCAACAAAAUGAGUCGUGAGAAAAUUUAAGUUCUGCAGCACAUAGUAGCUGAAACAAGGCGAGUGGAACUAAUUUUCUGUGGGUGAAAAGAACGAGCCGGAAAACCUAUCCCACUACUCCAUCAAGAUACUGCUGGUGGCUGCUUAGUUAAUAUGCUACUUUUGAUAUUUUCUCAGGAUUUCAACCUGUGGUUUUGAGUUACUUUUUUUACCUUCAUCUUCUACUCCCUGAAUUCAUUCUCUGGAACAGGUAAGGAAUACUGAUUAAUUCCCACGCUUUCAGUGUAGUGGCUUAUUAAUUUCUUGCUAUAUAUUUUGUUUUUAAGUAUCAUAUUUUAAUGCAUUCUGUGGAAUCCUUUGAAAACAUUCCUUCUAACACAAGCUGUGUACACACUAUACAGUACAUUGGGAGCACAUUCUUUCCCUCAGUGAAUUCUGGGCACUGUAGUUCCCCUCAUAGAGUUACAAUUCCUAGCAGCCCUUUGUAAACUACAGUGCCCAGAAACCUUUGCAAAGUCCAGCAGUAGUAAUGAAAGACAACACAAUGUUGCUGCUAGCGUUCUGGGGGAAGCAAUUACCAGAUUAACUCCCUUGAUGUUCUUUUAAUCCUCAUCUGUGCCUGUUGCUUGCAGACCAACUGUAGCCUGGUAGGUUGCUCAGACUAUUUAGGAAGCUUCCUAGAAACAUUGGUAGAUUUGGGAUCAGAUGUUCAUGUAUUUUGGGAGAAAGUCUCUAGGCUAGCACUGCUUGUCAGACUUGCUUUUGUUGUUGCUGUUGGGAAGCCACUUGGAUUACCUCAGCCUUUGCCAAUCUAGUGACCUCCAGAAAUUUUGGACUGCAGCUCUCAUCAGCACCAGUCAGUAUGGUCCAGGAUGAUGGAAGUUGUAGUCCAGAGCUUCUGGAGGGCAUCUUGUAGGCAAAGGCUGGUCUGCCUGGUUACUCAGCCUUAGAAUGUUGGAAACAUUCUUGCAUAGAGUUUUGGUCCAGGUUUGACUGUCCAUUGAAGUCCCCAGUAGUGCUGCACUGUCCCAAGGUAUUUUGCUGCCUAAAGCAGAGCUCAGAUGUCUCCACCAGCAUUUUCCCUAGGGCUAAUCCAUUUAAAUGUGUUGGUGAAUUUUUUAAACACCACUUUCUACUUUUCUUUGUGCACCCCAUCUAAACCAGAUCGCUUCACCUUGCUAGUCAGCAGGACUGGCAUUGGUUCCUAGAGUAUCCUAUCCUAUAAUGCAGGUUUUAGGAAACUUUGAACCUCCACAUGUUGCCAGACUACAACUCCCAUCAUCUCUGUCCAUUGGCCAUGCUGGCCGGUUGAUUAGAGUUGUAGUUCAGCAACAUCUAGUGCACAAUCAGCUGAGGAGCUGCAUGUGGCCCCUAACCUCAUUUUAUACACCCUCUAAUGCUUCUCAAAGGUGCCCCAUUCUUCCAUCAUUGGAUCAGUUACUGUUUGUUUCCUCCUUGUUUUUUCUUGGUUUUGAAAGUGUUUUUUCCUCUCCUCUUUUUGUAUAGUUUCAGAAGAACUGGAAUGCGCUGUAUUGUGUUUGAUCAAAAUUAAUUUAUUCCUUUUUUAAAAAAUUGCUGAUUGUAUGGGUUAGGAAAAGUAAGUUGACAACAAAUUGGAAGGCUUUUGGCACGUGUGUUCUCAUAGCUAGGGGUGUGGGAGAAGUUCAGGUCACUUCAUAUUUUCAGGUGUGCAUAUCAAAUUUGCACUUUCCAGAACAAUAUAUAAACCAAACCACAGCCAUCCUUUGAAACUUGUAAUACAGUUGUCCAGCUACGUAAUGUGUUACAAAAAUGAAUAUAUUUCUGUGAGGGUACAUAAAAAGGCAUAUUUCUGUGAAAAUAACAUGCAAAAUGCAUUCUCUCAGUAUAUUAGGGAGAAUGCUUUGCAAAAAUAUGUUUAUUAGGUAAAAAUGCAUUAAAAAUGUAUCGAGAGAAAUUCACAAUAACAUGUUGAUGAAUUUUCAUGUGAAUUUCAUGAGAAAUUGUUGCAGAAAUGUGGACAACUGAAUUUUAAGGUUGGAAAAAGGAGAGAACCAAAAUUGGCAGAGCCAUCCAUCUUUGCCUGUAGCACAAUCAAUUCAGAAAGGGAUUACUUCAGAAAAGGAUGAAGCCUACCACAUUUCAGAAUGGUAGCAGCCGGGUUCUCCUACAAAGGUAGAUUUUACCAUUUUGUGGUUGGUACAAUAGGCAUGCGGGGCAGUGGAGAAGAAAAGAACAUGGAUUCCCACGAAAGGCUGAGGUGGGAUAAAGAUCACCCCCAACAAUUACCCUGUCACUUCAAGAGCUGUAGAUGGGUAUGGACUUAUAUUCCCCACUAUCGAUUUUUGGGGAAACAGCUUUUCCCUACAAGAGAAGUUUCUCCAUUGACACCCAUAACGAAAUAGAUCCUUGUGAAAGGCACACAUGGUUUUUAAUUCCUCCCCCAAAUCACUGGAAUUGGAGUGACAUGCGAAAAUAAUUCACUAUGGUUAGAAGCUAACUCUAACUCUAAACCAGGCACCCCCAAACUCGGACCUCCAGAUGUUUUGGGACUACAACUCCCAUCAUCCCUGACCACUGGUCCUGUUAGCUAGGGAUGAUGGGAGUUGUAGUCACAAAACAUCUGGAGGGCCGAGUUUGGGGAUGCCUGCUCUAAACCUUAGGCAAAAGGGAAAGGAGGCAGAUUGGGAGCCAACUCCUAGGAACUCCCUUUACCUCCCCCAUAAAAGCUGAUAGGCAUUGCCAUUCAAGUGGUGUGUGCAUCCACCAAGUAUUCUGAUUAAUUAUGUGGGGCAGGAUUUACCUGCCCCCCCCAUUUUUAUAUUCAGGUUGGUACCCCUACUUAAAGCUGCUUACUUAAAGCAGUUGUUAUCAAUAAAAUGUGCACUUAUGUGCUCAGGACAGCAAAUCAUUUCCUUGUGCAAUUUAGGGAGAUGUCUCUCUGGAUAAUAAUGCCAUUGGAUCAUAUUCAGAGCCAAUUUAAAAGAGUGUUGCAUUAUGCAUCACAAUUAGCAUGCUCAAAUCUGCUUCAAAGAAAGAUCAGAGCUAAUCUACUAAAAGCUUAUCCCUGGUAAGGGUUUCAAAAGCAAUGCUGGGAUGCCUUCUGCUGUGGAAUGCUUAUUGGAAGAGAUACUCAAUUUCAAAUAUAAUAUGCUUCUAGUGACUUAAAUUCAGUCAAUGGAAAUUUUCCAUUUGAUUUACCUACAUGGGAGGAUAUUAACUUCAUUUAUUUAAAUGAUCAUGAAUGUAUAGGUCAGGAUGGCCCACUUUUCAUACCGAGUGGGCUGCAAUAGUACUUUGGCAUGGAACCCAUGGGCUGCACACUGCUUUGUAUCGCAGGGCGGGGGGGGGGGGGGCAAGGCUAAAAUUUGACACACACACCAGCCCUUGCAAAGCCUACUGCACCAGGCAUUGAGAAGGAGACAUGAGACUCUGGCAGGUCCAAGAGCCCUCCCACCUCCUUCCCAAAGCUGGGGAAAUGCUAACUAGGCUUUGGGAAGGAGGCAGAAGGACUCUAGGACCCUGUCAGCGCCCUCAUGCCUCCCUCCUAAAGCCUGGCAUCUCAUUUUACCCGGCAACAAAUAUUGCCAAAAAGGCGCAGCCCUCCGGCUAUAUGGAGGUAUUCUUGCACCAAUUUGUUUUAAUGAUUAUACAAUAAGCCUGAUUCAUCUUCUGCUUAGAACACUUGCACUACCCACAAAUUUAUGCCAGACAGCACCUUCAAACAUACCUUAGUUAAGCAGAUGAAAGAAAAACUGUGUACAGCCUUUCAUAUGGUAGAACCAGUUAAGUGUUUUUCACAUGUCUCACCAUAUAGCAGAGUGGCUAACCUAUGACACUCCAGAUUGCAUUGGAUUACAACUCCCAUGAUUGCUGACCACUGGUUAUGGUGGUUGGAACUGAUGGGAAGUAGAUCCCAAAAACUGUUCUCUACCACUGCCGCACAAAAUUUUUCCAUGUUGUUGCAGAUGAAGUUAUACAUGCAGCAUGCUUGCUUUCUGUGCUGUAGGGAGCCUGUGAUAUUACCAGACUCCAGCUCCCAUCAUCAUCAGCCAGAAGUGGUCAGGAAUUAUGGGAGUUAUGUCCCAGGAAUAUCUGAAUGCCCACAGGUCUCUCACCCCCUCCAGUGCCUUAAAAGAGCUAUUAUUUCAAAUAUUGCAAAAUAAGACUGCUGAGAAUGUGGUUAGACACUUUCAUUUCAAAAGUACAACUUACACACAAACACGAUGACGUUUGGCAAAUGAACCAUUGACAUAUACUCCACUCUCAGAUCACCCUCAACUUGCCUGAGGGCAAAUAAAGAAAACAUUCCAGUCAAAGUGUGUACCUUGCCACAUUUGAGGUGCUUAAAACUCACUGGGACAGCCACAUGGCACUUAGGAAGGCCAUGAAGCCCUGAGCCAAAGCUGCCAUGGGAAGCUGCAGCCAGAUGGACAGUGUACCAAUACAAUCCCCAUUUUGUCCUGUUUGCUUACAACACCACUUACAAGCACCAGUAACAAAGGCUUUGUCCAAAGCAAAACGUGCAGAGCAGGGGCAGGGCACCAUGUUCAGCUCAAGCAGCACCUUCUGAGAGACAGCUUUCCAGUCAUAGGCGCAGCCAGAGGCCCCAAAGUACAGACCAACAACUGAGAAUUUUACCUUGAUACAUUAGGUUUCUUCCCAAUGAGGCUGUGUACGCACCAUGCCUUUAAAUGCAUGCCGAAUAAUAUUGAGAACUAUGAUUGCCCUCAGAGCCACAAUUCCCAGCACCCUUAACAAACUACAGUUCCCAGGAGUCUUGGUGGGGAUAUGCUUUGAAUAUGCUUUAAAGGUAUAGUGUGUAGACAGCCAGGGUUGUAGCUAGGUGGGUGCAGCUGGGGCGAUUGCCCCGGACGCAUUUUGGGCGGGGGACAUGCUUCUCAUGCCACCUUCCCCAAGCCAGCCCUGUGUGUGUUUGUGAGGGUGGAUCUGAUCAGAUCCCAGCCUCGCAAAGCUGCUCGGGGAGGGCAGCAAGAGAAGGACCCCAGCCUUGCCAAGGCUGGGAUCGAAGGGUGUGUGUCUGUUGUGUUCUUCUCACUCGUCCUCCCCGGGUGGCUUCGCGAGGAGUGUUUACAUGGUGGGGCACAGAGGGCAAAUGGAGCCCACUGCACCAGGCCAGCUCUCACCACUGAAGCGAGCCGCAGCUCCAUUUGCCCUCCAUACCACGCACCUUUCGAUACUGGGAUUGAAGGAUGCAUAGCUGUUGCACGUUUCUCAUUCUGCCCUUCCCUGAGCUCUCUGGCUAGUCAGGCUCCUUCGCCCUCCUUCACCUGUCCCAGGCACCAUGGGAACAUGCUCUGCCGCUGUUCACAGCCUGACACGACUUCCCUAUCCUCCAUCCAGGAAAGCAAGAAGCAGUAUCAGAGUACAGUAAUUAGUGACAGCCUAGCCGCCCACAGUGAUGUAUGAUGUUAAACCACAAGAAGAAGCAGCCACUAUAUGUUCAAAAAACUAGAACAAUCUUAUCAGUGUAAUCUUAAGCAUGUCUACUUGGAAACAAGUCCAAACUGAAUUCAAUUAAACUUACUCCAAUGCAAAUGUGUACACGUCAGGACUUGAGUCAGGUGUAGAUCAGCAGCAUAAACAAAGCACCCAAGGCCAGUGAAGUUAAUUUUCCUUGGUCUGGCCCCAGUGAAGCUGUUGUGAGGUCUGAAGGUCCCCGCCUUCCCACCACUCUCUAAGGCUCCUCCCCUCCAGAGUUUUCCCCACACAUUGUCAAACUGCGCUCACAACUGUUUUCUGUUCUUUUCAUUUCUCUGUGCAUUCUUGGAACCCAGGGGACGGAGACUCCUUGGAUUCUUCAGCAGCCUCUUGACCCCGCCCCCCCGCCUCUGCUUCAGCCUCAAAGUCUGAACUGCACUCUGCCACAGCUUCUUCAUGUUCACUAAACCCUGUCACCUCUCCUGCAGCUGAUACCUCCUCCUCCCAGUCAGCUCCUUCUCCCUCUGACCACUCAUCGUUGUCCCACCACUAAUCCCCAGCCUCUGAGCCUUCCUCCCCUUGGUGUUCCCUAGGGUGUUUCCCGGCUGCUGCCUCCCACCACUCCUCUGCAUCCAUCCAGUCCAUGACAGUACAGAAUUACAUUCUAAACCAGCAAUGCAUCUCUUAAUAUAUUCUUAAAUGGACCUUCACCCUCCCCCAUCCAUUCAAAUCUUAGUCACUUGAUGGUCAGUCAUGUGUUUCUAUCUUGCUGACUUUGGGUGGAAAGCAGUGAGUCACCAUUUGUACUUAGUUGUUUAUUAGUAUGCACGGCAUAUCUCUGCCCUGUAAUGUGGCAAAUUGUUCGAUGUAGUUUAUAUUAAAUAUUUUAAAAGUGCAUAAUGUGCAAAAAAAAGGCUGCUAUUAAAUAUCUAAGCUCUAGGCCCACACUUUUAUAGAGAAUGAAUGGUACAUGAGUAGAAUCACAUCUACCCAGUGUUUGCUCUUUCGUGAAAGUAAGUCUGAGUUAAAUAUUUUAGGGCCUACUUCUAAGUAAACCUGGUUAGAAUCAGAUAACAAUAUGGAAGCAUGAUCAGAUGCAGAUAGUCUGUGGGAGCUCACUAAAAGACUUCAAAAUGUAAUAAGGAAAACACAUUAUGUUAGAUGAUGAUCAGGAUCUUUCACUUUUUAUUAAUCAAUAACAGCCAUGGGUGGGAGGGAACUUGAGGAUCCCAUCCUUUCCCUUUGUGGAGCAAAUAACAACUGGAUGGGAUGGGUCUCAUUUAGUUUGACCAAGUACAUAAUUUUUUAAGGCAUUGUUCCCUUCAAUAUUAGAACUGCCAUCAAUAUUACUAGUCUAUGGAAUUCAUACAAUAUCCAACUGAUAUAAAUGCACCCUCCCCCAAUUAAUUUUAAUGGUUCAGUACACGCAUGAUGUGCUAUAAGGAUUAAUCAGCUUUACAAGAGCAGGACAGUUUUAUGAAUAAGUGAGCUCUUUUAUUAAAUGGAAGUUUAUAUGCACAAUAAAUCCCUUUAACACAGGAUGCCUACAAAGCAAUCCAGAUUUCCCUUAUCUCACUCAGGUUAAUUUGGAGCAAUCCUUGUCAGCUUUGUAGCUCUGUUCUUAAACCCAUUCUUCCAUAUAAUAUUUCUCGCUCUACUGCUUAAACAAACAUAGUGACUGAUUUAUAUUAAAGACGCUCAGAAAUAGGCCGGUGGUUAAGAUACUGACAGUCACUGACUUCCCAGUCUUGAAAAGACAAUGAAGUAAUAAAAUCCAAAGAUGUUAUUUCAGAAAUGGUAAUUCUACAAGUAUAGAAGUAAUUCUGCCGGGGGGCGCGGGGAUUGAACCAUAACAUUCUAACAUCAAGAAACAUAUGAAAGGUAGGCAUGAAAGCCAAAUUGUUUUGAAAAUAAAAAAGCUUCCUGGCCGAAGUAAGAUAUUUUGUAUCCAGUUACAGCAUUUUAACCCAGUACAGUGGUGCCUUGGUUUAUAAUCCAUUCCGGAAGUCCGUUCUUAAACCGAAACCAUUCUUAAACCGAGGUGUGCUUUCCCUAAUGAGGCUUCCCACCGCCGAUGCCCUUCCACCUUUCGGCUUCUGUUUUUAGACCGAGGUAAAGUUCGCAAACCAGGACACUACUUCCAGUUUUGUGGAAUUCAUAAACUGAAUAGGUCGUAAACAGGGCUGUUCUUAAACCCUAUAUCCACUGUAUCCCUGAAGUACCGUAUUUUUCGCCCCAUAGGACGCACCGCCCUAUAGGACGCACCUAGUUUUUUGGGGGGGGAAAUAAAGAAAAAAAAAUUAUUUCCCCCCCAGGCACGGGGCUGGUGCGGGGGAAGCCCGAGCUUCCCCCGACCCCAGAAGAGCCUGCUAUCCGCAAGCCUAGGGAGCCACGCCGGUGUACCCAGGCUUGUGGACAGCUGUGCAAAGCCCGGGCGUGCUGAGGCUUCCUAAUGCAGGCAGCUCUGUGCAACCCUUCGGAGCCCGGCGCGGCUUGGCGCCGGGCUCCGGAGGGUUGCGCAGAGCUGCGCGGACCCCGGGAGGGCAGGCAGCUCUGCGCGACCCUCCGGAGGCCAGUGCGGCUUGGCGCCGGGCUCCGGAGGGUUGCGCAGAGCUUCCUGAAGCCUGGAGAGCGAGAGCCUCUCGCUCUCCAGGCUUCAGCGAAAGCCUGUAUUCGCCCCAUAGGACGCACCCACAUUUCCCCUUCAUUUUUGGAGGGGAAAAAGUGCGUCCUCUAGGGCGAAAAAUACAGUAUUUUAAAGUAGCUAGACUCCCUUUUUCCUAUUUGCACCUGUGUUUUUAAAUGAAACUGGAAGCAGUUGUAAUCUCAUGUACAGUUAGCACGUUCCACUGAAUUCCAUGUGCCUUUUUUCAGAGUAUGUGCAUAGAAUCGGACUGUAAAUGUCUUUUGCAUGGCAGACAAAAAAUAAUGUGGGAAAAUAUUAAUUGUGAGUAAUAUGCAUAGGUACAUAGGAUACUUCUUAGUAAGCUUUAACUGGCUUCCUUUCAUCAGCAUAUUUUAACAGAGCACAGGUUCUUUGAAGCUUGCUCUCUGUUUUAUGGAGUUGUGUUAACUCAGGAUAUUUCAGGUCAACAUUCCAGUCUUUGGGAAGGGCCUAUAAUAACAUGCGUUCUGAACAUCUGUCUUUUUAAGGGACUUAUCAAGAAAAUAUUUUAAAAUACUACACUUUCCAUUCUGAAUGUGUUUCUUGUAAGUCUCACUGAUUUGAGGAUUUACCCCCCCCCCUUAUUUUUGAGGGAAUGUGCUUAAGAUCACAAAUGUGAUAAAGCGGUAAAUCCUAGCAUGUAAUGCAAACAAUCAGGUUGUGGAAUUACCUCCCCUCUGAGAUGCAUCUUAUAUGCUUUUCAAUGAUUGGUCAAUAUGUGUUUCCUUAUCCAGGCCUUUUGCUGAAUUGAAGUAUUCCCUUCUCCUGUGUUCAUAAGCACUGCUGCCCUGUUAUUUUGUCACUGGUUUCGCUAUUUCAUCUUUUUAAUGUAAAUUACAUUUCUUUUAAUUGUGACAUUUUUGUAACCUAUCCUGGGAUGAAAUACAGACUGAGAGUACAGUAUAAUAAAAAAAAAAAUUUCAAUAGCCUGAUAAUGAAGCCUCUCUAUUUUCCUAUACUUGGAAACACUUGUUUCUUUUUCCUACAUUAGAAUAGGAAAAACUGUGGUAAGGAUGUCAUACAAAGACCAAGAGAACUAAAGUUCAAAUUCCUCCCUCCUAUCUAAACUUUCUCUCAGUUUAACUAAUCUUCACAACAAUCCUGGGAGGUUGAAUCCUGGGAGUGCGGAGGACCAUGCAUACCCCACACCCUGAACUCCUCGAAAGAAGGGCAGCGUAAAAAUGUAAUAAAUAAAUAGUGGACAUUUCUAAAAUAUCCCUACAUGAUCUCCCUGUACUAAAGGAACUGAAAGGCAAGAGCUGAUAGGGCUUUGCAGGUUUUUUAUUAAACAUGAAAACAGAGUGCAAUGGUCUUCAGUUGAGUGUAAGGACUAGCAUAAGAAGCAGGAUGCAUUCUCCCUUGUUAUCCAAUUGGGAAAGUGAGCAAGGAGUGGGGAACAGAAUGGGAGAGUAUUAUAACAAGAAGUAUGCUUUCUUAAGGGUUCUGAUCAUAGUGCUUAAUCUGCUCCAGUGCAUGCCUUUUGAAAGGCUGAAGCUCCAUUGAGCAUUGCUAUUUAUUUCGAUAGAAGUCUUGCAGACUUCAGUGGGGCUUCUGGCCUGGCAAAUGUGCAUAGGAACGCACUCCUACACCUGUGUUCAAAGCAAUGUAAAGGCAUUUCAUGAGAGUAGAUACCGCACCACUAACUUCAAGGGAAGUAAUAGUGCCACUGUAUUCUGCUCUGGUCAGACCUCACCUGGAGUACUGUGUCCAGUUCUGGGCACCACAGUUCAAGAAGGACACUGACAAACUGGAACGUGUCCAGAGGAGGGCAACCAAAAUGGUCAAAGGCCUGGAAACGAUGCCUUAUGAGGAACGGCUAAGGGAGCUGGGCAUGUUUAGCCUGGAGAAGAGGAGGUUAAGGGGUGAUAUGAUAGCCAUGUUCAAAUAUAUAAAAGGAUGUCACCUAGAGGAGGGAGAAAGGUUGUUUUCUGCUGCUCCAGAGAAGCGGACACGGAGCAAUGGAUCCAAACUACAAGAAAGAAGAUUCCACCUAAACAUUAGGAAGAACUUCCUGACAGUAAGAGCUGUUCGACAGUGGAAUUUGCUGCCAAGGAGUGUGGUGGAGUCUCCUUCUUUGGAGGUCUUUAAGCAGAGGCUUGACAACCAUAUGUCAGGAGUGCUCUGAUGGUGUUUCCUGCUUGGCAGGGGGUUGGACUCGAUGGCCCUUGUGGUCUCUUCCAACUCUAUGAUUCUAUGAUUCUAUGAACUCACAGUCAGUUUGAGUUAUAUCCAAUGUUAUACAUACUUAAUUCCACUGAUUUCAGUGGGUCUAUUUUGGGUAUGUGACUUAGUCUCGUUAGUACUAUGCACACUAUGUUAGUGUACUAUUCCCUUCAAGUCUCAGAGUUCCCUCGGAAGAAGGACUGGUAGUUAAACCAUUCUGAAAAUUGUAGCUCUGUGAUGGGCACAGCAGUCUCUUGACAACUCUCAGCAUGCUAAACAAACUACAGCCCCCAGGAGUCUUUGGGGGAAGCCAUGUCUGAUUAAAGUAGCAUGAUGCUACUUGAAACGUAAAGUGCCAUGGUUGAUUAUCACUUAUUAUUUGCAUUAAAUUUAGUUUGCUGUGAUUUCUGAGGACUUCAUCAAGGUUAUGGAUCUUAACCACAUCUUCUGAAAGCUCAUUCAAAAUCAAUGGGAGUUCCAGGAUAUAUGUUGAAAAAUAGGAGAGUAAUAUUUAUAGAUAUUAAUUUCUGAAUGCCUUAAAAAGUUAGAAGAUGUUCAGAACACAUGAGAUGACAUGCUUACUAUUUAAUACUUUCUUUUGCUUAAGGUUUUAAUCCCACAUUUCCACCACAAUGACUUUCAGGUUGGCUUGCAAAUUCUCCUGUCUAAACUAUUAACUUUAAAACGGUUCAAGUAAACAAGCUUAAGAACUGAUAAAUGACACACAAAAUAAGCCAGUAGAUUAAUUGCUAUUUAAAAGGACAGACAAAUAAAAACAGCAAAAGCAAAAACAAUAGCACUGUAUUAAUAAAAAAUGGUUCUGAAGACUUAAGCUGCAGUCUUGAGAGCUAAGCUUACCUGCAUAUUUUGUAAGCGGUGUGUCAAGGAUGCAGGGUUAUCUGGAAAUUAUAAAAAUGCUUUGGAAAAGCAGAACCUCGUCUCCUACCCCAUCUUGAAGUCUUUAAACCACACCUCAUCCCGAUAAUUAAAAUACACUCCCUAGUAAUUUUCUUGUCUGCAAUUCAUGUAUACCUCUCUGAAAUACACUUUUUAUUGGCUGUUUUGCUGACACUGUGAUAUACUAUUUUGUCAUAUUCUUGCUGAGGUUGACAAACUGGCAUGAUCUGCUGUCAUAUGGAGCCUCUGCUCUUGGUGCUAAACCAUGUUUUCUAUUCCCAGAAAUAAUAUUUGGAGAUAUCAGUCCCACACUCAUGGUUUUCUUUAUUUUCAGUUUUCUGCUGAAGCCGUGAUUCCUUCCUACAUAUAAUACAGCUUUUCCUGAGGCUCAGCAUAAAUUAAAUGAUGAGUAGGGUUUAUUUCUAGCAUUUGUCACGUCAAUCAGUUUAUUUAUUUCUAUCCUGCUUUUUUGCAAUACAGCCGCACUCAGUGUUGCUGCAUUUUACAACAAAUGAAAGCACAUCAUAGCUAAAGUAAAAACUGCAUCCUAUCUAAAGCAGUGGCACACAUGUGACACUAUACUUAGGAUUUGCCUGGAAGACCAGUUUGUUAAAAAUACCUUGAUUAGAGUGCUGAGGAGGACAAACAACCCAAGCACAUAACUCCCAUACUUAAAAACUUGUAUCAGCUACCAAUAUGCAACUUCAAGGUUUGUGUAUUAAUUUAUGUAUUACUGAUUUUGGCCCAAGAUCCCUUAAGGACCACCUUAUGCUUCUAUCCCUGUCCCAUCAUUGAGGUAUUAUGGGGAGUUUACAUUAGUGGCUCCCCAGGGCUCAGUCACAUGGCUUGAAUCUACCAGGAGCUGUGCAUUCAGUAUUGUGGGCCCAAUUCUGUGAAACUUAAAUGUUUAAGUAAUUGUAAUGGAGGGAUGUGGGGUUUUUUGUAGCCUCGUUGCAUAUUGCUUAGAGACUAUGGUAUCAAGCACUAUAUAAAUAGUUGAAAUAUUGCUCUAAAGUAGUGUUUCAAACAAAUCCAGUAACUAUUUCAUAGCAACCACUCAACAUCCAUCAAUACAAUAAUUCAAAUAUAAAUGCUAACUCAAUAAUUAGUAAUAUUACCAAUACAAAUAGUGCAUAAUAUAACUGCAACGUUUCAAAGCCAUUCGUUUCAUAACUGCAAUAUAAUUCAGUUCAAUAACAACUACCAUGGCAAAAAUAAAUAAAAACCUUAUAGGUUUUCUUAUCAAGUAAGCAAUAUGCAAAUGUUGUUAAAUAAAUAAAACAUUGCUUCUACAAUAAUUUCCACAGAGCACAAUAAAAUAUAGAGUGCACAAUAACAGAGUGCAGUACAAAUAAAUAUUCAACACUCCAAAUCAUAGGGAGUCCAGGGGAGAUAACCUUGACAGCCGUAUAAACUUAGCUUUAAGCAGCAAUUCAUAAAAGGAAUAAAUUCCCAUUCAAAAUGCCUUCCUCCUAUCCUCUGCUAUUAUAAUUGGAAGUCUUAUAUUCUGUACCAAGAGGGGGAAAUCAUAGUACAAGUGAAGGCCUUGCCUCUCAUCUGCAGUACCAUACCAUUUAUCCCUCAUUCACACCUUGACCCUUCUCCUUUUCUUAUUUUCUUUCACCGGAGGGGCUCAAGGGAAAAUCCCCUCCCAGCACACUUGUCACCUCACACCCAGUUACCCUGGCAACUUUCCAAAUCCCCAGUCUCUGUUCACACCUCAAGAGGUGCUCUUGCAUUGCCAAUGACCCUCAAUGGUCCUAUGACCAGGUCGUUGUUUUUUUUGGAUAGGCUAGCUCAGGAAUUCCUCUGCAGUAUUUCUCCCUUCAUAUCCCAAAUAAUCAAAAUCCUACCGUUUAUUAAUUUCUAGGGUUUAGCCGCCACCCCCCAAAACCCCAUGACACCAUAUUUGUCCACCAUUAUUGCCAUAGACAUGAAAGAGUGAAGGUUAUAAGGCAUAUUUUGAAUUUUGGGAGAGUGCUGGGGGCACCAGUCACAAAAUAGAUGCCAUGGGGGACGCAGCAUAAUACAAAAUUAGAAAGUGUACAGCCAUGGUGAAGCUUUCCUAAUAUUUGCCAUAAUAGCAAAUACUUAACCUGUUGAAUUUCUGCCAGCUAUACUGCUGUUACAAAGCACACAAACCUUGUUUUUCUCCAUAAACCAUAAGCUGCUAUCCUGUACCCACUUACCUGGGAGUAACCCCAUGAAACACAAAGAAACUUACCUCUGAGUAGACAUACUAAUUAUUUUAAUAAAAGUGCAAGUUCAAAUUCUAUACAGAAGGUAGGCACUGUUGAGUCGCAUUGAGUUACUCACUGGUAAGUAAGUACAGGAUUGUCAAUUUUCUUAGAUAUGAUACAUGAUCUUGCACAUUAUGUUAGAUCACACAGAUAAUCUAAAGAUUCCGAAAUACAAAUAAAACCAAGACAUACAAAGCUUUUUCAUAUUUGAGGGGGGAGCAGGAAAGGCAAUCCUUUACCAUACAAUUGCUUGGGAGAGUCUCAUUGAUUUCAGUGGAGCCUAAGCAGACAGAGGACUAAUAGGGCAGGGCUGUAAGAAAAUGAGAGCAUGAAAUAAAUUUGAUUCCUGCUUGUGGAGGAAGCGGGGGUUUUUCUUGUUUGGUGGGGGGACUAAUUCCAGGUGUCAUCUGCAGGUCCUUCCAUGUCUUUUUUCAGUGUGCUUUCAUGAUUAUUUGUGCUCAUGAUGUUAUGGGGUGGCUACAUGCAAUCCUGCUUUCAAUUACUCGUAGCAACUGCAAAGAUUUCGGGGUGGACAUACUGCUUUGUUCUUAAUCAGUGUAAGUCCCGUAACCUCCUGCAGAAAUCUCGCAACUUUUUGUACUACAAAUGUUCCAGUUUGUUUGUUUUUUGUCCUGCUACUGUUGUGCUAUAGUGCAAGAGUGGCCCUCAAGAUGGCAACAAUUCAAUGGUACUGGGGAAGCAUCACAGAACAGCUAAUAAAACUGAUGUCUCAGGGCCUUUUCUGCAGCUGUGUUGCAGACAACAUGUCUCCGGACGCUUCCAGACUACGGUCGCACCUUGGUUGUCAAACGCCUUGGUACCCGUACAUUUCAGCUCCCAAAUGAUCGAAACCGGGAAGUGAGUUUUCCAGUUUUUGAAGUUUUUUUGGAAGCCGAACAUCCGAUAUGGCUUCUGCUAUUGUUUCUGGCAUGCCUGCGCAAUCAGAAGCUGCGCCUUGGUUUCCAAACAUUUCGGAAGUUGAACGGAGUUCCUGUUCGAAAACCAAGGUAUGACUGUAUUGGCAUUUUGAGGUGUGAAUCAACCAUAGUCUGGCAAAUUCAGCAUGCACAAUUAAAGCCAACUUCGAGCUCUUGCGCAGCAACUAUGCUUCUCCCCAAAAUUAUCGUUUUUCGGAUAAGGAAAGUGAUGAGAAAAUGCAGUGGAAAGUGCAGGACAAUGCUUGUGUUGACAGCACGUCCUCUAGCCUCUUCACGAAAAGCUCCAACAGCCAACGUUGUCUACGCUCCCCUUGUGAAGAAAUCGGGUUGAACGCUCAAUAAGCGUUUCUGCAAACGUCCAUUGGUGAAUUGUCCACAUGGCUGAUGUGGGCAAGAAGCAGCUGUUGGCACUGCAGGAGUUCAAAGCACGGGGAGGGGGGUCGUUGGCGGAUGUAAUUACUCGUGCCUGUAGCAAGGGCAGGAAAAAGCGAAGCUCAGCCGCCCACGCCGAAGCUUCUCGCGGUUGCCUCCACGCCCCUGGUCACGGGGCAGUAAAAGGGAGGUUCGCCUUCAACCCUCAAGCAGUUGCACAUGCGCGCUAGAAGACAACUAAUCGCGCUAGAGGCUUCAGAGAUUGAUAGAGACGAGCGAGCUAAGGGAUAGAGAUAAGAACACGUGGCGAGCUCGAGGACAAAGAGAUAGAAAAAGCUUAGAGUGACAAUAGGUUUUUGUUUUGUUUUUUGCCUAGAGAUAGAACUUCCUGGUUCAUUUCGAUCCCCCCCCCCCCACCCGCUUUCCUCCUCCUGGGGCAAAACUGCCGUUCGUUUGUUAACUAUGCUGAUGCGGCAAAGUGAAGAGGGUUAGUGCCUUACGACCAGCCUGGAAUUUAAUCCACCGGCAAUAUUUCUGGUUAAAAGCAGUACCAAGGCUAGUUUGAAUUUCCAAAUGCGGACACAGCAAAGACAUGUCCGCUUAAUCCUUCCCAGCUAAAAUCGGAGUUUUACUGUAUUUGUAUGCACAGGCCUCGAGCUUCCGCUAGCACGUCGGAUUCCCCUCCCCCCCCCAACAAUGCAUUAAUCCUAGGCGGAUCCACGCGGAAGGAAGUCCCACUGACUUAAAGGGUCAGUAAGUGGGUGCAAAGUAAGUGGGUGCAGGAUUGGUUUAUGUAAGGAUACAGCUAAGCACAAAGCUAAGCUCGCUCCUGGAUUUGCCCACUGCUUUCUGCGAGCGGCGGGUAGAGAAUGCCAGUCCAGUGCCAACCCGGAACCUUGAAAACAUGUAUCAGUCUAUCAGUUGUCAGUCUACGGUCACUGGUUUCAAGCUCCAAAGCGUCCUUUGCGCGGGGCGGGGGGCGCUGUUCUGAGGCGGCCAUGGGACUUCCAAGCGCCGCGGCCGCCGCCGCUGCUGUUCUGCGUCUUGGCAGCGCGCGGGUGAGGAAGAUGCGGCGGUUCCCACACCCCCAGCGCGGUCAGCAGAAGGCAGGGAGGCCCCGGCGGUGCUGAGGUGCGUAGAAAGCCCCGGAGGAGCACCCCUGUCCGGGCUUAGAAGCUCCCGCGGCUCCUUUCCGACGUGUCCGGUUUUCGCGCAAGGUUGAGGUCCUCGCCCCUUCCUUGUUUGUAAUGCGUGUAGACGGGCUGAAAGCGCUUGCCCUGCACGGCCUCAAAGUCUUAGGGGUUUGCUGAGUCCUGGCCGGCGGUCUGAAAACACGAAACGUGACAACUGUGCUUGGAGGGGAGACCACCAGGGAGCCUCCCGUGUAAGCAGCCUUGGGUUCUAGGAUGGAGAAAGGCGGGGUAUAAAAGCAUUAAGUACAUAGCCACGUCACCUUUUUAGUUGUCACAGAAGAGUAGGUGGGCUAUUGUUUGUUUCGCUACCUUUCUAUCCCAAAUUUUCCUCCAAGGGUUGGACUAGAUUGCCUUUGGGGGUCUCCUCCAACUCUACAGUUCGGUGAUUCCCCCCUUUUUCUCUAAGGAGCUCAAGGUGGCCUACAUACUUUUCCUCAGUGCUAUUUUUCUAGAAAAAGAGUGCGAGAGUUCACCGUGAAUUUCUCCCUUGUUUUCUUAGAAUGGCAAUGGUGCCCACCUGAGAGGUGCUGGAGUUGAGCUCCAGCUGGAAAAAAAGCCCUGCUUGUCCUCACAACAAUCCUGUGAGGCAGGUUGGGUUGAGUAUGAGUGACUGGCCCAAUGUCACCCUGUGAGCUUCAUGGCUGAUUUGGAGAUUUGAGCUGUGGACUCCCAGGACUUAUUCUUGCACUCUAACCACUACACUACACUGCCUCUCACUAUACCACACUGGCUCCAGAGCCAGAAAAGGAGAGACAGGUAAAGGAGGUCAUUUCAGGCUCCUCCAGGCAGAUUCUCCUCCACCCCCACGCCUGUAUAGGGCUUGGAACCACAUACUGUCCCACGGGGCCAGUAUUUCUGAAUUGUUAUGUGUUGUUAUUUUAUGUAAAUCAUUUACUUGUGAGAUCCCUUGGAAGGAUUUGUACCCCAAAAGGUGGCAUGCAAAUCAAUGAAAUAAAUCAACACAAAGCGUGGAGUAUACUCCAUGUUUAUGCCACAAUAAUCUGAUUAAAGCGACACUAGAUUUGUGGUUUGAAACUGCUAGCUGUUAUGGUUCUCAGCAUACAAAGAGACAGUGGCAGUGAUGGGGCACCGUUGGCCCAACAGGGGUUCUAAUCCGGCCCAUAAUGUUGUUUCCCUAAGCCAUGCAACACCUACCAUCAUGUAAGACAUUAGGGCAUGAAGCAAGACACAGUUGUUGAGGAACAAUCAGGAGCUUUAAAAUAUCCUUGGCAGGCGGGGCUUGUAUUUAAUGCCUUUCAAAUGUAAGCCCCACUGGGAUUGGCUCCCCAGCUGCCAGUUGUAGUUCCUGCAGGGAGCCAAUCCCUGCUGAAAGUAGAGCUCGAAGUCAGCAUUGAUCAACUGAUUGGUAGUGACUUCAAGCCAUGCUAGCAUCAGCUGGGCUCUUCCUUUGCAAUGUGUUUUGCAGUCAAGGUGAGCUGCAAAGGGGAAACGGGUCACCUGAUGUCAUGGUGACACCAGGUGAUGGACAGGUGGUUGGCUGGCAGUAGGAGAAUUAAGGUUCUAGCCUUACAUUCUGAAAAGGUUCUUCUGCUCUGGAUUAUGGGAAUAAGGCUAUGUUCUAUCUUUGCUACUAGAGGCAAUAUGCCUCUGAAUACCAGAUGCUGGGAAUCACAAGUGGAGAGAGUGCUUGUGGCCUUCAUUCCCAAGGACACUUGGUUUACUACCAUGAGAACAUGAUGCUGGACUAGAUGGGCCUUUGGCCUCAUGUACAUUCCAGCCAUGUGAUAGAGAAUAGUCCAUCCAGGUAAGAAAGAGGCAUGAACACAAUUCAGGGGCACACUCUAAGCAAUUCAUUGAUUAGGCAUUCCAGUCCUAGUUACAUGGGUCUGUAGUAUGUUAUAAAGGUACUAACCUUCUGAUCCUGUUCUUUUUAAUGUCUGUGGAUGUUAUAUACGGAACAGUAUCUCCUUCAGCUUGUUCUUUGAAAAGGCAGUCCAGCACCCCUCCUUGAAUAAGUGCUCUAGCCCUCCAUUCCCUUGUACAGUGAUACCUCGGGUUACAUAUGCUUCAGGUUAGAGACUCUGCUAACCCAGAAAUAGUACCUCGGGUUAAGAACUUUGCCUGAGGAUGAGAACAGAAAUUGGUGGCGGCGCAGCGGCAGCGGGAGGCCCCAUUAGCUAAAGUGGUACCUCAGGUUAAGAAUGGACCUCCAGAACAAAUUAAGUUCUUAACCCAAGUUACCACUGUACUGUUAUUUGGAUGUCUGUAGUGUGCAAAGCGGAACAGAGCAAAUAAACCAAUCAAAUGUAGUGAUACUCUUGAUUCCAAAAUGUUUGGAUGUUUGGGAUGUGCUACUAGAGUAUGAGAGGAUUGGUUGCUAGACUACCAACCUAAGAAGAAUGCAGCAGAAAGGGCUAAACUCCAUAUGAGGGCUGAAGAGUGAAUUAACUUAUAUGCCCCACUUUAUCCAUUUUUAGUGCCAAUGCAUGAGUGUGUUCACUCUAUACAACUUCUCUUGCAAGUAUGCUCUGUUCCAAUGAUACUGUGUUUUUCUAACAAUGGGUGUCAUAUGCUUUGCAUUUUCCAAGAAUGGAACAUCCUCCAGAUACGGAAAGUGCAGGCAUUGUGAUUCCCGUGUUGACUGGUGUGUAUGAGCUCCAGUCACCUGUUUGGAUAUUUUAUGUGAGAGUAUUCGCAACACAGUGUUGUUCUCAUGCCUACCAUGUCAAUCUUGCAAACUUUUCAUUAAUACUUUUUCAUCUACAGUGGUGCCUCGCAAGACGAAAUUAAUCCGUUCCGCGAGAGUCUUCGUCUAGCAGUUUUUUCGUCUUGCGAAGCAACCCUAUUAGCGGCUUAACGGAUUAGCGCUAUUAGCGGUUUAGCGGCUAUUAAAGGCUUAAAGGUUUAGGGGAUUAGCUGCUAAAAGGCUAUUAAAGGCUAUUAAAGGCUUAGCAGAUUAGAUAAAGGGGGGGGGAAAGCGAAAAAAAAAUCUCUAGACUCAAAAGACAUUUUCGUCUUGCGAAGCAAGCCCAUAGGGAAAUUCGUCCUGCGAAGCAACUCAAAAACGGAAAACCCUUUCGUCUAGCGGGUUUUCCGUCUUGCGAGGCAUUCGUCUUGCGGGGCACCACUGUACUGUGUAACACUGUUGUGCAUUUAGUGAAGAAGCACUGGGGUUUUUUUUAAAAAAAGAAGAGAAGCAGGUCAUUGCCUUUCCUCUAUUUUAAAGCUCUACCUCAUCUCCUAAUCCAUUAUCUGGGUACAAAAUAGCAUGUUAUUGGCAUUUGAUUGCAUUUCUAGUAGCUUUGCACAGAAGAGGAAAGUGGAGUUUAAGUUGUUGGGCAUACUGCUGCCUGAUCAUGCUGCAACUCUCUCUCCAUACGAUUAUUGAGUAGCUGUUGGAGCUAUGAUAUGGAAAAAAUAUAAUAUCUCCCUCUGGCUCCUUACAAUGACUCUUUUUCAAAAUUCUGCUGCUUGCAGCAGAAGUUGCCUUGUUAACUAAGGACAUUUGAAUUGUUCAUUAGUCAGGCCUGUAGGAUUCUGUGCAGCAGGCCUUCACAUGCAGAUUUAUUUGUUAUUUAUUGGAUUUAUUUGUAUGUAUUGGAUGAGCCUCCAUGAGCUCAAACAAAAUGUUAGGCAUGCAUUCUCUUUCCUUUGUUCUACCCCGGCGUAACUGGGAAGAGGAUGCCUGCCACGAUUACUUUGCGUUUCAAAGAAUUUUGGCUUACCAUUGAAUUUGAAAUGGGAACCCAGGUAUAUAACCAACAAUGGGUACUUGACAAAGAAGCCAGCUUCAAACUGGCUUAUGAAGCUGGCUGAUUUAACUAUAGCUUCUUCUGCCUUUAUUGAAUGUGGAAGCUACCUUUUCCCAUAUUAUUUAAUUUGCACACUUUUUAAAAAACAAUUAUCUGAAAGCUUGUUCUUGUUUCUUCUAUACACAGGUGAUCAGCCUUGGAAUUUCCAUGAUAUUGUUUUCUUGGGACGACUCCAACAAAGAUUAUUUCAAAAUGAUGACAAAUAUUAUCAUACUGAGUGUACUUAUUUGCAUUUCUUUAUCUUUUUGGAUUGUGUCUAUGACUGCAAGCACGUAUUAUGGUAAAGUCUAGAUUGCUACUAAUGCAUGAUACAUUUUAGUUUACAACACUCAUACACAGUCUUUUAUUAAACUUGGUCGCUAAUCCUAAUAUUUUCUUAAUAUUUCAUUUUCAAAGAACACAAGCAAAUUCGAUUGUUGCCUAAUACAUAUUUACAUAACUAAAAAUAACUUCAUGUGACUGUUAGAUAAGAAAUGCAUAUUUGCAUGUAAAAUUGGGAGUGUAAAAGUUCCUUCCAAUUGAUGCUUUACAGGGUGUUGCUCUGAAGGGAUCCCAAAUGUUGGCAAGGAAUUAUGUGGGAGAGGAGCAUAAAAACUCACAGCUACUUAUUCAGCCUUCAUCCUAACCCAUAUUUGUGCAGAAAGAAAAGCCUAUAGAAAACUCAGUCCAGUCGUGUACAUAAGGAAACGAGAUGAUAAUAACACAUGUAGUAAAAGAAUGCUAAAGAAUGUAGAAAGACAUAUUGCUAUUCUGACAUAUUGCUGUUUUUAAACUACUCUAUAGGUACUUUGCGGCCUAUUUCUCCAUGGCGUUGGCUUGUUUCAAUCUUAAUUCCCCUGAUAAUAGCUUCACGAGGAUUUAAGAAAAAAAGUCUUGAUCAUAGUGGAGCAAUAGGAGGUAUGUUCUUCUGCCUUAAGUUUGGUUGUGCUUACAUAUAGUUUUAGAAAUUUCCUGAUUCUCCCCCCCCCCCAUUCAGUGGAAUGUUCAGUAUUGCCAUUCAUAAUUUUGGCUUUAAUAUUCUUGUGCUACUUCAUCUUACUUUUUUGUAGGAGCUAUUUUGCAAAUAAUGUAGUGUCUCUACCACAUUCUGAAGUUAUUUCCAUUGCAGGGAAGAUUCAUUCACAAAACAAUAUAAAUGUCGUCCAAUUGACUUAAAGCAACCAUAACCUUGCUAAUGUAAAUGGUAUAUUUAUUGCCCACAAUGGACUAGGUGUGGUGUAUAACAUUGAUGAGGUGUGGUUGCCAAGGAGAAUACUUGCCGAUUAUAUUAGCUGGAAAAGAUGGUGAUGGGGAGAGGCUUAUGUUCAUUGAUUCACUCCCAAUAGGGAAUCAGCACCUGUAGUCCUGUGCUUAUUUAUAAUAAUUUCAUCUAGCAGAAGCUAAAACUGUCUAUUUUAUUAUCUCCAAGAUUUCUGAAGGGAGUAGGUAUGAAUGGGAUCUAAUUUAUUGACCUGCUGUGCCAAUUCAGCAUUUAUUAUGCAAGUGGAAAAAUGAAAAUUGCAAUACUGAGGCAAGAAAAAAAAACAUUUGAUAGAUGGGACAUGCAUGAAGACUUGUGAAGAUCAAAACUGAAAGGAAAUUUAAUGCAGGUGUUGGUUUGGCAGAGGGAGACUCAUGUGACCAGUAUGUUCAGUGCCAGAAAGGGAAAGGAAAUGAGAAUAAAGAAUGGAAAUGGACAGUUGGAAGAAAGGACAUGAACAGAACUUUACUAUUUUAAAAAAUGCAAAAAGUGCUAUAUUUGGGGAAACUCCUCCUGUUGCCCAAAGAUGAUGAAGUAGUUAUGGACUCAUGUACUAAAAGUGAGCUCAGGUUUAUUAUCUGUGUAACCAAAACAAAGCUAUUGAAAAACAAGAGGAAGAUACUUCAGGGAGUUGCAGAAAUUCCUCACCCCACUCCUAAAGCAAGUUCAGUGGCAGCAGGAGGGGAAAUGGAAUGGAGUAAUCUAUCAUGACUGGCUAGAAUACUGGAAAUGCACGGGCUACAUUGCAACAGUUUGUUGCAAUCUUCACUUGUAUGUUAGGAAUUUUAUUUUAUAGCACAUUUUCUUAUCUCACCAUUUCCAUAGGUAAACAAAAGAUGCAAUAUCGUUGGGAUUUUUCUGCUGCUUUAAUCUUUAGACAGAACAAUAUUAUCUUUACAUUUUCAUCUUAGUCUAGGCUGGUUUUGAACUAAUUUUCCCAGAGUACAUAACUUGUGACACCAUCUCUUCCCUCUUUUAGGUUUAGUAGUUGGAUUUAUCCUCACUGUGGCAAAUUACAGCUUUUUCGCUGCCAUGUUCAUGUUUUUUAUUACUUCCUCCAAACUCACCAAGUGGAAAGGAGAAAUAAAGAAGCAAAUAGAUUCUGAAUACAAAGAAGGUGAGAAUUAAACAUCAAUUUUAAAGCCAAUUGAUUACAAAAAAUGCAUUUUGACUUUUAAUUAAGGCGAUAAAUGGACUAUGCACUAUGUAAUUUAUUUUUCGCCUCCCUUUUCUUUCUGGUGGGUGACUUGCAAGUACCUGAACGAAGUACUUUGCACUAGUAAUGAUCUUUACUUCUAGUUACGAAGGAAAACCUCAAUGAUUGAAAUGUAAAACACUUUACAGUCUAGCUUUUAUUCUUUUUCUGUGUGCUUCCAAGGAUAUUGCAUAUUAAAAUUCCUCUUAAGAACUUGUGUCUUCCCUUUCUGUACAUAGGUGGGCAGAGAACUUGGGUACAAGUAUUCUGCAAUGGUGGUGUACCUGCAGAAUUGGCUCUGCUAUACAUGAUUGAAAGUGGUCCAGGCGAAAUUCCUAUAGACUUUUCCAAACAAUAUACAGCAUCCUGGAUGUGCCUGUCACUACUGGGUGCUUUAGCCUGCUGUGCUGGAGACACGUGGGCUUCAGAGAUUGGCACUGUCAUGAGUAGUGAACCCCGAUUGAUAACAACCUGGGAAAAAGUUCCAGUAGGUAAGGAAAUUUCUGCUUUUGUUUUUUUUUUUAAAUAGUACCAUAGUUUAAUGAUGAAUGGUUUGUGGGCAGCCUGCUAAAUUCAUUUUUGUGGCCUGGGAAACCUUGGAGGUGUACUUUUAAUAUAGCUUACGUAGCCUUAAAUUAGGCCUGAAAAGGCUGCUUUGUGCUAGCUCAUUUGUAGCUUGGCCUUUUCUUAUCACAUUCUUCUACAUUUGAUUCAGUGACAACUGAGUGUAACUGGUCAAACUGUCCAAAAAUGAUAAGAGUUAUGGCAUCUUGUGAGUCAUUCUGUCCCAUUUGGGCAUGAUUUUAUGCAACCUGUUGCAGAAAAACCCAUUAAUCUUUUAUCAGAACCUUACUAGAAAUACUACUGUAUUCAAAAUUCAUCUGUCUUCUAGGACAGGGAAAUAUUUUGAAUUUUUGAUAGAGAAGCACAGUAUCUGAAGCUUAUGCUCAUAUUCCAAAAGUGAAUAAUGUCCUUCCUUAAGCUUGACUGGAACUUACUGUGUAUGCAUAUAUUAUAUAUUCUAGAGUGGGUUGCUUUGAAAAAUUCUGCUUUUGAAAAUGACAGUAGCCAGUUAGCCAGUUAGUUGAGUUUACAGCUGAGGGAGGUUCUGGUCCAGUAGUUCAGUCGCACAGACAGUAAUGUUGACAUCAGUAUUGAUUUCUUCCUCUCUAAUGAAAGUUGCUUAACUUUUUCAUUCAAAAAGGGCCAUGCUUUGUAUGGAGCGAGCCCUGUUGUCUUCUCCAUCUAGCCUGAUACCUUCCUUUGUGUUCAAAAUGUAGUAGAUCUGCCCUGAAUUUUGGUAGUUAUAUUUUAGUUACCCUUAUUUCUUCAGACAAAUUGUCCAUGUUUGGAUUCUUUAAGGUAACAAUACUUAACGUGUCAUCAGAAUAAAUGCUGGUACAAACAUGACAUUCUAGGUUUCAUAAUGAUAGCAAGAGAUCAGGAGCAGGUUUGCUGGUUUGCAUGCUUCCUCCUCCCCUCAUGUGAAUUCCAUCCUUCCUUUUGCAGUGAUGACCAGGGUUGGUUUUUAACCAGAGUUAGAAGCUGACACUGACCAUGGUUACUGUCAACAUUGGUGGUAAUGUAAUGCCACAUUCAAGUUAAUGCUAACAAGGAAAAGCAGAGAAGAAUUUAUGGGGAGAGAUCUUGCAAGCCUGUGACCAGUUCCCAAUCUCUUAAUGCUCUCAACUAAAAAAAACCCCAAUGGUUGUAUCUGCACUUAAUGCAGUUUGUUUGCUGACGACUUUAAUAAGUGUAAUUUAAACAGAUUGUAGAACAUUGUGCUUCCCCUUGUUUCUUUAACACUGGGAACACUGCUUCAAAAAGAGUAUAAGAUAAAUUAUUUCUAAUUCAGUUUUAUUUAUUUAUUUUAAGCAAAAGGGGAGAUUUCUCCUCAUAGUCCAAAAGUGUGUAAUAAAUCUACCAUUAGUUUUUGUAGUCUUCAUUAAAUGUAUGUUCUAACAAGUUUAGAAUGCCAGUUACGUUGGAUUUUUAAUUUUGUUUUUAGGUACCAAUGGUGGCAUUACUUUAGUGGGCCUAAUCUCAAGUUUGCUUGGUGGCACAUCAGUAGGUGUAGCUUACUUCAUUUCCCAGUUGAUGUUUGUGAAUGACCUGGAUAUAUCUGCUCCACAAUGGCCUAUUAUUGUGUUUGGUGGAAUGGCUGGUUUACUGGGAUCCAUUACUGAUUCUUAUUUAGGAGCAACCAUGCAAUACAGCGGUAAGGUUCCCCCCCCCCAAAAAAAAAUGUUUCGAGAUUUGUAUGAAAGUGUUGUAAUUUCCCUAUUGGGUGGGUAUGGCUCUUGGUAAUGAUAGAAUAGGCUUACUUCAAAGCAUGUCAUCAUUUGCAUUGACUUGAACUAUUUCUGAUUACUUGGCAUACUUUGAGAAUCUUGUUCUGUGUGCGUUUAUUUUGUCUCAUCUGCAGCUUCGAGUUGAAUUUAGAUCAUUUAACGAUAGUACUGGGAAAAUUGCCAUUCCACAAAUAAGCAGUGGAAAUAUUAAAUAUUGUGGGGAAUUGUAUUCUGUAAACCUUUGUUGACUUGGGAGAGAGGAAUGGAAAUGUAAACAACCAGACUGCAUAGCCAGAAGGAACAUGUUCCACUCACUCCAAGACAUGAUGCUUGAAUCCUAAAAAGAGUAACAUCUUGUUUGUUUGAAGCAGAAUGACCUAAAAACCAAUUUGUGCCAUUGAGGUAAAUAGGGACAAGAAAUUGUAUGUAGGGUUGCAGUCUUAAGUUGUGUAUGAAUGUUCACAAAUAGUUCUAAUCUAUGGGUGUUGGUAGAUGUUCAUUUGAUGACACCCAUUCUAGUUAUUGGGUAAAAGGGACUUCUCCAUCCAAUUGUUUUCUAUAUUGUAUUUCAUUCUUCAGGUUUAGACACAAGUACUGGAAUGGUUGUCAACCAUCAGACAAAAGAUGCAAAACACAUAUCUGGAAAACCUAUCCUAGAUAACAAUGCGGUGAAUCUCUUCUCCUCCGUAGUCAUUGCUUUGUUGUUGCCGGGAGCAGCAUGGGGAUUUUGGCCAAGAGGCUGAAGUGAAAGCAUUGACUCCCAUAUAUUUUAUAAAAACAAGCUAUGACCUAAAGGAGUCUAUACAAUGCACUCUAGACUGGAAUCUGUUUUCCUACUACUGCUACACAGGCCACGAGGAAUCAUCAGGCUAUUGAAGCUACACUUCUGUAGCAGCUGCUGUUACUGUAGGAAAAGUAGACUGGAAAGAGGCAGUAUUGAUUUGACAUCGCUUUGGUAAUGGAAUACAGUUCUGCCUGAAGUUUCUUCACCUGCUGCUUACAAGGUUGUAUGCUUGAUCUCAAUUCAUUCUCUACCAUCUAGUAAUUUAUUGAAGGAAAUGGGAAACUAAGGUGUUAACCUGUCACUGAGUACAGCUGUGUUCACAAUCAAAGCAAUGGACUUAACAUUAUACAUCUCCUAACUUCUUAUUGUAUUGCAGGAUGUGGAAAACACUUUUGAGGUGGUUUUCUCUGUGCACCAUCAAAAGGUGUUGAGGCAGUUAGGACGUGAAUGUUUGAAUGACUUCAUAAGAUCAAAACCUUUUUUCUUUCUUUUAAUAGAACACAUCAACAAAAACCAGCCUUUGAAAGAAUCCGUGUUGUUUCUCUUAGAACUAAAAUGUGAUUGUUCUAAUAACACUAAACUAUUGGUGUCUAAAGUUUAAAAAUUGGCAGAAGACUUGUUUUGGCCCAUAUCUUUAGCUAUUCUUAUUAGCUAUGGUUUUACCCGAGCAUAUUGAACAAACAGCAUUCUUUACAUUCAUUUCAUUUACUUCUGUUUAAUGUUGCAUGUUUUGCUUUUUAAACCUGAAGGAGGUGGCAGCCUGCAGAUUCACUUUAGUCAUCAAUAAAUGCAGGUUUCUUUUCUUGACCAUGCAAGGUGCACAAUCCGGAACUGGAUUUCUGAUCUUUCAGAAACCUCAUCUUUACACAGAAAGAGUAAACAAACUGUGGUAAAAGUUGUACUUCUGUAUAACUAAAUGCAACUCUUCUCAGGAUGUGAAAUUUCUCUUGUGCUAAUGAAAACCUUUCAGGUAGUAUGAUUGUAAAAUAGGCUCUAAUAUACUUUUGAUUUAUCUAUUUUGUUUGCAAACAGAUGUGUUUUCUGUACUCUUAUAUUUGUUGUUUUACAGCAGUUUUAUAUUGGUCAGAGAUGCUAACACUUUCAAUCUGGCAUAUAAUACUUAAGAAAAUCUGUAGGAUGUUAUUGUUAUGACCCACAAACUACUUUUAAGACUGUAUCCAUUCAGAGUUGUCAAUAUUUUCAAGUUGGUAGUUACAAAUUUAACUUGUCAAUGGGAUCAUGAUCUUGUAAGGCAAAAUAGGGGUCAUUGCCUUACAAGGCAGAUCACAAGAAUAUUUCAAAAGUUGGACAGCAAAACACUGGAUGCCUUGAACUUCACUCGUUCACACAGUAAUCAGACAUUUGACUUUGUGAACAUUCAUUGUAGAAAGAUUUUUAUAGUGUAGAUAGGAUUACACUGGGCACAAUAAAGUGAAUAUAACACCUCAAAGCAGCAUGUAAAUUGCACUAAUGUUACAGAACCAUUGUGAAAAGUUUGUGCUUUAUGAGAACAUGGAAAAGGUAUAAAAAGAGGAGACAGCAAAGGGAGGCAAAAAGUGGUACCUUAGAUAAAAACAUUUAUUGUAUUUUAUAGUAGAAUGCAUCAACAAAAGUCCACUUUAGAAAAUAUCUGUGCUGUUUUUGUUAUAAUUGCCACGAGAUAGUUCUAAUACUACAACGUAAUUGAUGUCUAAAGUUUGUGGGAAGAUGGCAAAGAUAUAAAAAGGGGGGUUUAAAAGUUGGAACUUGGAAUAAGGCAAGAAGAAAUUGAUGGAACUGGAAAAAGAGCUGGCAGAGAAAAGCUCUGAUGAUGAACACAUUCUAGCCAUCGUCAGAAGAGUGAGAACACAGGAAAGUGUGAGCAAGUUGUAAAGGAAAGGGGUGUGGAGAGAGAGAGAGGAUAAGUGGGCUGAGAUUUAACAGUUUGAAUGAUUUUCUUUUUUCUUUUUUUUUACGUAAGAGGGAACAUACAUUUUAAUAUUCUUUGCCUCAGGGCUCUUCCUUUGAGAUCUAUAGGGCUAUUUGUAUUGAAAGUGCAUAUAGCAGUAAUUUCUUUUCCAGAUGAGAGCUUGCUUUAUUAAAUUAUACCCAUUUGAAUAAAUCUGACUUAAAAAUUAAAUCCGUUUUUUUGUUUUUAUUGUUUAGCCAUUACAACAACUUUAGAAAAAUAAUUAAAACCAAACUGAAGACAAAUUGCUUUGAGAACACUCAGACAUUAUUAUAUGACAGCAUCAGUUACUUUUAUACUAAUAAAUGUUUCUGCCUUACCUUUUUAAAAGGCAGCUCUUCAUUAUCCUGAAAUUAUUAUUGGAAAGCAAAGCAAAUCUAUCUUCUGAAGGAUGGAUAAUUGUGAUAUACAUUUUAAAGUCUGUAAAAUAUUUUUCUCUUGCACUCUGCAUCUGUGUACAGUCAAAAGAAAUAGUGGAAAAUAUCUAUACAAAAAUCAGUCCAGGUUUGUACAUGUCAUGUAUAGUUAGCUUUAAGCUGUUCUGUCACGUGCAUUUUAAAUUCAGUAUUAUAACAUUUUCUAUAUGCAUGUCUUCAUGGAAAGAAUACCACGACGUUACACUGGAAUGCUUCUUAGUCUGGGUAAAGACAUGCGGAGGACACAACAGUUCUGUUAGUUUGCUGCAGAAGAUGGCUGCCCCCAGUACUGAUUGGCAAGUAGCUUGUGAGGUUACCAAGAAGCCAGUAAGUUAAAGAAUUGAUAAAUAAAUAAAUUUUCUAAAAUAAACAGGCAGCCUUUCAGAAGCCAGGCAGGGGGAACAUGCUUUGCAAAUGAAUCAGAUUUUGACUCUUAAUAUACGCACCUGUCAUUUGAAAAAGUGCUGAGUUGGGAAGAAGCUGGGAUCAUCUUGCACUGAAGGUUUUCUUCACCCUUGUGUUCAUUUUGUGAACAUGCUCUUUGUAAUAUUACCGUAACUUACGUGUAACGUUAGGUUAAAUCCAGGCUUCAUUGUCCACUAGUGGAAACACUCUUGCCUGUGGGAGAAUUUUGGUUCCACCAAUGGAAGAGACAAUGGCUGGUGUCAUGUUCCACACUAUUCUGGAGGAACUGUCUGGACCAAAGUUUUGGCAGGUGGUGGGGGCCUUGGGAGCAAGGGGAAUCUGCAGAAGUCACUUCCCCUUGCCACUUCUCGCGAACUCACAUGAACUCUCAUGUGAAUGCUAAAUAGUGGUGAAAUGUUUCCAGCAUGCCAUUUAAGAGAGGUCACUGUAUGAGGUCAGCUUAUGAUACGGAUUUGGGUUUUUUGUGCUUUUAUAGGCCUAUACCCUAUGUGGCAUCCAUUGAGUUUUGAAAACCUGCUUCAAUAUAACCAUAUAUAUGAUGAAUGAGAGAAUGUGGUUCAGGGGUAUGCAUGCUGACCAAUUGAUCUUUUACCCUAUGUUAAAGACUCCCUGCCCAAGAGAAACUAGGAUGUUGUUGGCUUGUGGAUUGUUAAUAGCUUUUGAAAUCCUUUAAACUUGCACUUUAGACACAUUGCCUAUGGAGAUCACACUUUCCCCCUCAGUAACAUUCUCUUGUUAAACUGGCUUUACAGGUUUUUGUUGCACUUCAUCAAAUAUCAGGAGGGCAAGUUGAAAAUGCCUUCCAGCAGCAGGAAUAGGAUUGCUGCAAUAGACACAAGCAUUUUCUUGCACCCAUUGUGGGAACCAGUUAGCAUCCACAAUGCAGAGUUGCUUCUCUUCUGUCUCCUCCCGUUCCCAGUAUUAUUUUGGAAGACUGCACAUUUUUCACUUUAACUAUGGGAAAUAGCUUAUAUGUGAGAAGCCAAAAUCCUUGGCUAGUGGUCUGUGCCUAGUUUGCUUAAUCCCGGGUUGUGCAUGCCUGUCUCGACAUGUCUCUUCAUGAUUGCUCUGCUCUCACUGCACACCUGCUGCAUGUUCUACCUAAGGGAAAACAACACCCACACAAACCAGACAGAGAUGAAAGAACAACAGAGAAAAUAUGCAUAAGGAGGAGAGGAGAGGCAAUAUUUUGGAGGCAAAUGAUUCCAAGGAAGAACGCCAGCUGUUCUCUUAUUCUGGGGCACCACCUUCUUCCUUAUUAUUUCACUUGUUCUAGAGACCACAUUCCUUCAAUGAAAACAGGAUCCAAGGAAACCGAUACCACUUCCAUUAUUUUAUUUGCUGGUAUAAAAACAGCGUUAAAAUCAGCAAUAUUGAUAAUUGCUGAUUUUCCUGUAUGCCCUGGCCUGAUUUAAGACCUUUUUUGAAGUGUUGAAUUGAAUGCUUUUGUUUAAAAACUGUGAAGAGACAUUAAUUCUAUAAUGAUUCAGAGUGGGGAGUGCCACCUACUGGUUUUCUCAUGUAUUUUCUGGCAGGCCUGGAGCUGGAAAACUGAGGUGUGAAAUCUAAUUUGAUCAAAGAAACCUUAUACUGUACUUAACAUUAUGUCUCACAACAAAUGUAACUGAUUUGUAAGAAAGACUACAACCUGAAAAAAGAUACAAGGAGUGUACUUUUGUAAACCAAGAAAAUAUUUAAUAAAAAUAAAUUUAAAAAAGAAAAAAGAAAAGGCACGAGGCUUUAAAAAAUAUGUUUGCUUUGCAUUGUACAACGGGCCUGCUGUUCAGGAGAUCAGCAUGAGAGUGCAGAUAGCAUGCUGGUAGUGUGGGGCUUUUUACAUUUAUGUGUGUCUAUAUAUAUAUUUACAUAGUACUUUUUGUCUGUAUAAUUCUAAGCACCAUAUCAUGGGUUCCCUGGUGGUCUCCCAUCUGGGUACCUCAGGAGACCUGCCAAGUGUCCCUAUUUUCCAGGGACCAGCCCCAGAUUUACAGAAGCCAUUGUGACACCUCCCUCUGCUGGCUCACUGGUCACCAGAGUGCUAAAAGGCCUGGUGAGCUAUGGUUGGAUCAUUUCGCAUUUGUUACAGGAAGAAGAUAGACAUGUAAGUAGGAUUUCUCUCAGCAUCUGCAUUCUGUGAUGAUAUUGAAUUCCUCUUGAGCUUAGAGGCAUUAGAAAGUACUAACUGUGAGCCCCAUUUCCUUUUCUAGGCUUUUAAGGCUGAGAAAAGUCUUUUCCCAUCUGGGAAGAAAAAAAACACUUUCCCCUCUCCCUGAGACUUUUCCCUUGCCCACAAUCCCCCCCUCCGCCUGUGGACCCCUCUUUGAGAGGACACAAAAGAUAAGACCCUUCAGCAUAUAGAUACUGCUUCCAAAGUAAUUUUAGUCCCUAGGUUUCUUAGGAAAGGUCUCUCUGUAACUGUCUUUGAGGCCUAUUUCAAGGUUCAGAAAAUAAACAUAUCCCAUGUGGCUCUUUGUUUCCCUGUAGGCUCUGCAGACCUCCUGCCAAUCUGAUUUGGAGAAAGAUGGCAGGAGGAAGAAAGAACAAAGAAAACAUGAAGGUAAUGUCUAUUUCCAAGGAUAUGUUCAGGGUAUAUAAGUAAGUCCCUAAAACAGUUAUAAUUGCUAGGCUUCUCUUCUUUUCCAUUUGGAUGACAUAAUAUUUGAAGACCUGGAGGGAGAGCAGGGGCAGGACAGCUUUUAUACUGACACCAUGAACCACAUAAUAAGAAUAAGAAUUAAUAAUAAUAAUAAUACCCCACCCAUCUGGCUGAGUUUCCCCAGCCACUCUGGGCAGCUCCCAAUCGAGUGUUAAAAACAAUACAGCAUUAAAUAUUAAAAACUUCCCUAAACGGCUGCCUUCAGAUGUCUUUUAAAAAUAGGACAGCUGCUUAAUUCCUUGACAUCUGAUGGGAGGGCAUUCCACAGGGUGGGCGCCACAACCGAGAAGGCCCUCUGUCUGGUUCCCUGUAACCUCACUUCUCGCAAUGAGGGAACCGCCAGAAGGCCCUCGGCGCUGGAUCUCAGUGUCCGGGCUGAAUGAUGGGGGUGAAGAUGCUCCUUCAGGUAUACAGAACCUGAGCACGGAGUUUGCCAUCGCUCUCUACCAACGCUGGGCAGAGCUCCACCAUGGAACGAACCUCGCCAUUUCCCCAGUGAGCGUGUCUCUUUCUUUGGGGCUGAAGGGAGCACAUUUGCCCAACUGCACUCUGGCAUACAGCACUCAUGGUAAGGCAACCUUCUGAGAAACAGCUUUUCGGUGAGCAGUGCAUGCUGUCGUGAACUUCACCUUACAGCUUGGACUGUCCUUCCUCCGACACGCUGAGGAAGCACCAGGGCUGCCUGGGUCACGGCGGGCUCUGGAAAGCCAGACACCAUCUGGCCCAGCAGGAGAAGGGACAAGGGAAGAAGCGCCAGGGCUGCCAUGGGAGCUGAGCCGGAUUCCUGGCGCCACCAGGAGCUGGCCCGGCCCAACUACACAUCAUUUUUAUGUCAGAAGCAUAUACUUUUAAAAAAGAAUUGUAUGCUGAAGUCCUGUGUGCAUUUGCCUGGGAGUAAGCCCAUUGAAAAUCAAUGGUGCUUAUGUAGGUGCAUAUGUAGGACUGCAUUAUUAACAGCACUUGUGAAAAUCUUCAAAAUAACAUAAUUAGCCACUCGGAGAGAGAGGUACAGUCAUAUUUUCUAGGUUUUGUAGAUUAAUUUCUCAGUCAAAAACUGUGGAGAUUAGACAUUCUUGAGCACAUCUUGUUUCUGAUGGGGAGCUUUUCCUUUUCACCUUAGCGACUUUGGAUCUAUACUUCAGAUGGUGAGCUGGGAAGCAGUUAUUUUUGGAUAGAAUUUGGAAAUUGCUUUUGAUUAAGAGUUGGAGUUUUUCAAAUGAAUGAUUCCCCCCCACCCCAAAAUGUGUUCUUACUGGGAGUUGCUUCUUGUUCUGCUGUGUGUUGUAUUUGUAGAUAGCAACUGUGAUACAGUUUAUCUGAAAUUACCAACUAUUUUCACCUUCAGAACAUUUCCCCCCUAUCUGCCGAGACUCCCAUUCCCAUAAAGAUGAACAAUAGUGCAGAGGAGAUAGAUACGCAACUAGCUAAAUAAAAUUCUCCAUAGAUAACUUAAACUGAAACCCCUAGGAUUCUAAAGCAAUUUAUGACAUUCUGUGUCAUUGCUAGCCUACUUCUGAUAGCUGUGUUUCUUGUCUGCUCAGGGAUACUUCCUUAUUUGCAGAUCUUUGGUCCUUUGUUGUGUUAUUGGAUAAAGCUGACUGGCAGGAGAAUAAAAGCAGGUAUGCUUCUGCUUCUCAUUACUAGAGAUGCGGGUGGCGCUGUGGGUUAAACCACAGAGCGUAGGACUUGCCGAUCAGGUUGGCAGUUCGAAUCCCUGCGACGGGGUUAGCUCCCGUUGCUCAGUCCCUGCUCCUGCCCACCUAGCAGUUCGAAAGCACCUCAAAGUGCAAGUAGAUAAAUAGAUACCGCUCCAGCGGGAAGGUAAACGGCGUUUCCGUGCGCUGUUCUGGCUCGCCAGAAGCGGCUUAGUCAUGCUGGCCACAUGGCCACAAGCUGUAUGCCAGCUCUCUCGGCCAAUAAAGCGAGAUGAGCGCCACAACCCAAGAGUCGGUCACGACUGGACCUAAUUGUCAGGGGUCCCUUUACCUUUACAGAUCUGUCAGUUUGAGUUUCUCUCAUCUUCUCGUUCCCCCCAAUCUUAAAUUCAGUUCCCUACAUCAGUUUGCAAUUUAAAACAAAAGUUAUCAUGAAGAUUAAUCAGUAUUUAAAUGCUAAUUUCUCCUAAUAUAUGUUUGUAUGCAAAUUUGCCUAAUAUGCACAUUUUCACCAAGCAAUUUCCCCUAUACCAAAGUGUUUUUGUAUGUUAUUUUCACUAAUACAUGCACUUUACCCCACUAUAUGUGCACUUUUGUUCACAUUACCUGGUUGGAGAAAUGCAUUGCAAAAUUCGACAAAGUGUUUUUUGCAAGGAUGGCUACGUUUCAGUUUUCAUACUGUUUUGGAAAGUACAAAUUAGGUUGGCUCACCUUUAAAUGCAAAUUGAAUUGAAAUCCCUCCCCCCCAAAUAUUCAUAAGCAGAAAUUGAUACAUCUCAGGUUCUCAACCAAUAAAUAAAAGUUAUUUGACCCAUCUAGGCAGAGCAAAAUGUGAUCAGAUUUAUUUUAAAGCCCUAUUUGUCAGACGCUGUGGGUAAAACCUCAGCGCCUAGGACUUGCCGAUCGCAUGGUCGGCGGUUCGAAUCCCCGCGGUGGGGUGCGUUCCCGUCGUUCAGUCCCAGCACCUGCCAACCUAGCAGUUCGAAAGCACCCCUGGGUGCAAGUAGAUAAAUAGGGACCGCUUUAUAGCGGGAGGUAAAGGGCGUUUCCGUGUGCUGCUCUGGUGCUGGUUCGCCAGAGCAGCUUCGUCACGCUGGCCACGUGACCCGGAAGUGUCUGCGGACAGCGCUGGCUCCCAGCCUCUAGAGUGAGAUGAGCGCACAACCCUAGAGUCUGUCAAGACUGGCCCGUACGGGCAGGGGUACCUUUACCUUUAGUAGUGUACCACACUUUGUUCUCUGUUUCAGGAUAGCAAACUGAUAUAUGGUGUGAUUCCGACAUAUCUGUGGAUAGUCACAAAUGCAUAGGGAGCUUACAUACACAUAGAAGAUUUAUAGAAUCUGGCCUACAUGUGGAUGGGAGAGGCAGGGAGCAUCUGAGGUAUGGCAACCUGCCAUGUAGUGAUCUCUGAUGAUCCACCAGACUGCUACAAGGGCACACGGCAUUGUUUUGCUAUCCCUGAUACACAGGGUGAGCUAGAACACGUGUUAAAGAUUCUGGCAAAGAGGGUUCUUAGGAAACCAGCUACUAUAUUUUCCGAUGCCAGGGCCAAAGAGACAGCAUUCAAGGCUCAAAUUCCAGCCAUGUAGCCAUUUCAUCUGGAACAGAACCUGGUACCAUUUCAUGUACCUGGAACAGAACCUGCCUUUCUCAGUCAAAAGCUGAACAACCUUAGAAUGUUCUCCUUUUAUAUUAUUCUCCCCUCUGUCAGGGACUGGCAGGGCACUGAGGAGAGGGUGGAGGAGGCAGUGGGGACAGAGGCUGACCCACGGGAAGGGGGCAGUGAUUUGUGGGGUUCUGUGCCUCCUGCAAGGCAGGAACCAGAGCUGGGGGGAGGUGAAGUGUCUGAGCAGGAGGAGAUGGAGGAUGAGGGGCAGCAGCUGGGGCAGGAAGAAGGCAGAACACCCAGGAGCAGAGGAAGAGGUGGUGCCAGAGGGGGAGGCUCAGCAGAAUCUCCUCUGUCCCCCAGGACUGGGAGGGGAAGUUUGAAGUGACAGGCACAGCGGCAACUUCCCUGUAGAUGUUGCAGGGUUGCUUACUCUUGCUCUGUCAGACAAGGGUACUUAGGUUUGGGUGGAGGCAUGGUUCUACUGUUGCUCCAACAAUCCAGCUCGGAUGCCAGCUACUUAGGCAUCAGAAGUGUGUGUAUGUUCUGUGCUUCUUAGGAGCUACUGUUAAGUGUGUGCUUUGUCCAUAAAGAAUUAAACUAACACCCAUUUGUCCUUGGUCUGGUGCUGAAGACACAUUUCCCCACUUCAUAGCCAUUUAGUCUUUACAUACCUAGCACCCCACCCCCACCUCCACCCCCCAAGAGAUUUAGAGCAGUGGUGGGCAACCUGCGGCCCUCCAGAUAUUGUCAUCUGACUUUAUUUCCUCCUCCUUAUCAACCCCUUUUCCUUUUGUGUCCCGUCUUUUAGAUUAUGUAUCUGAGAGCAGGGACUAUCUUACUACACAUAGUUGCAAACUGCUCUGGUCGCCUGUGUUUGACUAAAGAGCAGAUAAAAAUGCUUUAAAUAAAAUAAGUGGCUUUUUAAAGAUCUACAAAGGCAUUUGAGCACUUUCCUUGUUUGUUAAUGCAUUUUUUAAAUUAGAGAUUUAAUUAUAAAAUGCACUGUCUCUUUCAGUAGCAAUUUGUCCAUAUGUAGCAAAGGGAACAUUUUAGAUUGCUUCUCAAAACGCAUUAGCAACAAUGCAGCGCAAAGGCAACAAUAUAAAUCAAUUUGCUUCUCCAGCUGACAGAGCACCUGGCUGUUCUAUCUAACCAUAUUAUUUAAAGGUCAUUCCUAAAAAUGGAUUCUUCGCAAUCUGUUUCUGGUCCUUAAGCUUUGAAAAUGGUUCUGUGAUGAAUGACUUUCAUUUAAAAUAGAUGGGUCUGAUAUAACUGUUUCUUUUGUUUCUAUAAGCGUGAGUAUAGAUAUAUUGCUCUAGAAAGAUGAGUCGCUGUGAGCAAGCAGAUGCAACUGCUUAAAAGCUGGGUGUUAAAGUUGUGCAAAGUUGGGGUCUGAUAAACCUGAACAUUAGUACGUAAUCCAAGGGCCAGGUCUUAGCUCAGAAGAGACUCAUACUGGAAUUUAUAGCAGAAGGUACAAAGUAGUCUAAAAAUGGUUGGAAGAAAUGUACUAGAGAGGCAGGCAAUUCUAGUUGUACAAGCAAAUUCAGUCCCGCCUCUUCUCCCAGUAAAAGCAGCUUUGUACGAGCCAGAUUCAAAUCUCCUAUGUCGCCUUUCAUGUCUACCAACUUAACUGAGCCAAGCAAGCAUUGCCUCCACCCCCCCCCUUAAGACACAGCCAGGUUAACAUGGGUGAAGGCACUCCUUGAAAAAGCUGUCCCUAAACUACUUAGGGCAGGGCAGGUCCCAGUCUGCUGCCUCAAGCUGUGUGCAUGUGUGGUCCUCCUUCAGGGGGAGUAUAAUACCAUCCAAUAUAUGUUGUAUCUUUUGAUCCAGAUCACUGCCUCCCUGGGACUUUUAGAUGCAAAUGAGAGAUCAAGAUGCAUGUCAUCAGUACUGUUUUCCCCAGCAAUUUCAAGCAGACAUUAAACAGCACCGGGUCCGAACCAGAGCCCUACAGCAGCCCAAAAACCAUGGAGCAAAGCAAAAGUCUCCUCCUUAGGAACCAUACUUUUAAAGACAAGAGCCACUGCAAUACCAUGCUACUUACCGUAUUUUUCUAUGUAUAACACGC